Molecule: messenger RNA, 1785 nt
Organism: Lachancea dasiensis
Lineage: Eukaryota; Fungi; Ascomycota; Saccharomycetes; Saccharomycetales; Saccharomycetaceae
Source: the annotation of a GenBank genome assembly
AUGGACGGUGUAGAUGACAUACUCAAUGAAAACCAAGUGGCCGAAGAAGACGAGGAUGAAGACGAGGAAUUGGACGAAGAAAUGGUUGAUAUAGCGAGAAGAGGUGAUGACCGAGACGGACAUGGCGAUCGCAACCAGGAUCAGGACCAAGAUAUGGACGGUGAGGACAACGAAAAUGAUGACAACGACGACAAUGACGACAACGACGACAAUGACGAUAAUAAUGACAUUGACGAUGACAACAACGAGCAAGAUUCUCGUCGCAGUGACGCAGACGGAGAGGACGACGACGAAGACGAGGACGAGGAGAAUGAGGGAGAUGACGACGAAGAUGAAGACAACGACGACGAUAACUAUGAAGGCGCCGAGGGCGAAGUCCAGGUCAAGAACCCCCCUCAAUUGCCGAGACCGACCUCUGCUUUUGAGAAAGUCCACGAGUAUUACACGCAACUUUCCAAUUCUGCCAAGCUUGCGGACAUCUAUUCUAUAUAUCCCACCGCGGCCAUUCCUAUUCAGACUCACGUUCACAGCAUCACUAUGUCGAAGGGACUCAAGUAUCUGUUUCUAGGCGGGGAGGACGGGUUCGUCAGAAAAUAUGACUUCCUUAAUACCAUCGAAGGCAAGCUUUCGCUGACAAUCCUGCAAAAACAUUCACUCGUAGAGUCGAUAUCCAAUGCAGGAAUUUUACUCUCCUACUGGGAAAAUGAAGUGCCCCAGGCUCGCAAGGACGUUAAGUUGUUCAAGACUGGCAAAGAAUAUGAGCCAGUGGUUUCACCCGUACAUGCCAUAGAAGUACAAAGCGAAUGCAUGUUUCUGCUAAGUGGACUAAACAACGGUGGCAUUACUAUGCAAGGAUGUCGCUUCAUGGAAGGUCAAAUUGCCCACCUUUUUCAAAAGCAUACCAGCACUGUUAAUCAAUUAACACUCAGUAAUAAUGAGGACAGGUUCAUAAGCGGUGGAUGGGAUAAGCAAAUUCUAGAGUGGGACUUAAAUACUGGACAGUAUACCAACGAGUUUGUUGGAUCUACGUCACAAAUUUCGGCACUGGAGUUUAGGCCACUUUUCUCUAGCGUGCAAAUUAGCGACAUCAAUAAUAAUGGCGAGCAGAUAGACGAUACAGGAACGAAAAGAGAGGAUGAUGACCUAGAUUCUCUUUUCGGAGACGAAGAGGAGGAAGAAAAGCGCAAAGCGCAGGAAAAAGCUCAAAACGACACCACUCAGCCAGCUGACCACCCUGCUAACCCCGAGAAUAUUUCUAAGAAGACACUAAAAACAAAUUAUGACGAGAACGUUUUCCUAGCCUCUUGCACCAAUGGUGCCGUACAAGUUUGGGAUCGACGGCUCUCGACGAGGCCCUCUAUGAAGCUUGGGCGCGGCCCUCAAGUACCUCCCUGGUGUAUGUCUGCGUGCUGGUCUACAGAUGGUGACCGAAUCUACGCAGGCAGGAGAAACGCUGUUGUCGAGGAGUACGACCUAAAAAUGGGCACGACCCCUUCAAAAACCCUCAAGUUUCCUAGUAUAUCAGGACCAGUAUCAUGCGUUCGGACAAUGGCUAACAAUAAGCACAUUCUUUGCGCGUCCUACGAUAACAUUCGAAUUUACGACGUUUCACAACACGGUUCUUCUAAGGUGCCAUUUUUGAUUGUCCCGGGCCACCAUGGGGGUAUAAUAUCUAAUCUCUACGUCGAUCCAACGAGUCGUUUCUUAAUCAGCACGAGCGGCAACAGAGGCUGGCAAGGUGUGACGACUGAUACAACUCUCAUUUAUGAUAUAGAUGUGGAGUAG